AUGUUCGCCCUCUUGAUGCUGGGACACCAUGACAGAAUAGCAGCCUUUGAUCUCCAGGUCUAUGGGAAAUCCAUCCGCAAUGACAGCAGACACACUGUCAGAAGACAGCCACACCAACAGACAAGCAAUGGAAUACGUAGAAGUUUGGAUUUCGAGAACUUCAACAUACAUGUGGCCCCCACCAGCAGCAAAAUAAGCCUCCCGACCAUGGUCAGACUCUACCCGCCCACUGCCAAGCCUCUGCACAUGCAUGCCAACUUGCCCUUGCGCUUUGGAAGAGAGUAUGAUUCUGAUGAUGACAGGUUACCGAAGUCCUCACCCAAUUUGCCACAAAGGUUUGGAAGGUCUUGGGAAGUGAUUCGAAUGUGCGCUGAAUGCCCUGAUGUGGAAGAAUCAUCUCUUCCCACCCUGCCUCAGAGAUUUGGGAGAAGCAGCCUCUCCUGGAGCCUGUUCAGGACGCUGGCCAGUGAUUGGCCAUUGAACACUGACUGGUACAGGUAG
Molecule: messenger RNA, 501 nt
Organism: Myripristis murdjan (pinecone soldierfish)
Lineage: Eukaryota; Metazoa; Chordata; Actinopteri; Holocentriformes; Holocentridae
Gene: npvf
Product: neuropeptide VF precursor
Exons: 2
Coding region: 1-501 (166 amino acids)
Biological process (GO): neuropeptide signaling pathway; negative regulation of gonadotropin secretion
Molecular function (GO): signaling receptor binding
Source: RefSeq, a predicted model, not a curated record